CACAAAGAGAUGGUCAGUCUAUAGGAGAUUUCCCGCUAGUCGAUAUUAUUCGAGCUAGCAAAAUCCCAUGGAGUCUAUUUCGUCUACACGAAAAUCAUCAACUAAACGCUCUAAUAUCGUGACCAAACUCUAUCAACGAUCAGUAGAGGGAACGCUGUCAAAGCCACUUCACUCUUCAACAGACGCUUUGAAUGGCCGAUUAUAUGACGUACGACUUCCACGCUUUGGAGUAAAUUUAGAGUCGAUACUGGACGCAGAGAAGGAGAUAAUUCAUCAUGUUAUUCUUGGUUUCAACAGACGUGGUGACCAUCUGCUCUCCUACUCCACGAAAUACAAUCUAUCGGACACGUUCGAUCAAAGACGAGUGGAUGGAUGCUUCAGUUUACAUUGGUGGAGAUUCGAUCAACGCAAGCCUCUUAAAAUUUCGGCCAUUUGUAAUAUAUUUAGAGGAGAGUUUAAUGGUUGUGAUGAUCCUUUGCUGUCUGUGUGUGAAGACGCUGAUUCUAACUGGAUAGUGACGUUCGGCAUGUUUCCUUUAAAUUCACAGACCGACUCUGUGCACGAGUGUUUUGUCUCGAUUGCUCCUAAUCCAGUCAAACUGUAUCCAACUCUUGUUCCCAUUCAGCGUCCUGAAUUUUGUCUUUGUUUGAAGUACGAAUUAUGUCCACCUUUUCCAAAGAUUACACCAGAGUUAACUAUGAGGAUACCCAAUACAGUCAUUGUCAAUACUGGUGCAUUUGUGAUGGCUCUCAGACUCGGUAGAAGCUCAGCCGAUCCGAAUCAUUCCGUUCACACUUUAACUGUAGGAAAUACUAGCAAGUACGUCACUACAACUCAACACAGCAAUUCUUUGUUGUCUGUUGAUAUUCUGUCUGAUGAGCUGCCGACUGAUUUUGCAUCUAGUGAUAUUAUUAGACUUGUAUUUACUUGUGACGAUGUCUUAACUAGGCUAUCUCAUAUGACUGGAUCGACAGUUCCAAAGCCAGACUGUGUGCUAAUGUUUGAUGUGGUGAGUUGUUGGGGAGAAGAAAUGAAGCCUGUCACAGCUGACAUUUGGGAUGAUAAGUGUUGUACACAAGACAAUAUCGCCGUUCCUGUGGUGCAAGUCAUAUUUAAUGUCGACAGAUAUCUUAGUUAUGCUCUUCAAUCCAACAAAGAUAUUGCUGGUCGGGUCAAAGCAGUAAUGGACUAUGACAUGGAGGUCGUUGACGUGUGUGUGUACAGCAACCAAGUGAUUAUCUUGCUCAAGAGUUUAGUAAAGGCAUUCAGCUCAACCGACACUGAUCGAUCAUGUCCAAGACUUUAUACCAUGGGAUUUCUGUUGGCAUGGAAUGCUUGGACGGGAGAGACAAAGACUUUAGUCAGUCAUUCCCUUCAGGAGACUACCACAGUGAAAGGACACAGUGGAGGUUUAGGAACACUGCAGGAGGCCUGGGAGAUGAGAAACUAUGAGAAAUUACCAACAGCGAGUUGCAAAUCUGUGAAGAUACUGAGUAAUAGAACCUUAUUUACUGGACAUUCAUUGAAGUAUGUACUUCAUCCUACACUUCCUCUCUAUCUGUUUCACCAGCCACUCUGAUGCCCUUAAAUGAAAACUGCUGGGUGAAAAAUUAUUGGCAUAAGAUGACGUAUCUUGUUAAACAAAUAUCAUACUAGAUGAUCUGUACAGUAUAUUAUGUAAGAAGAACAGGAUGAUAUUACAA
This is a messenger RNA of Corticium candelabrum, 1703 nucleotides long. Its product is annotated as DDB1- and CUL4-associated factor 15-like. The coding region runs from base 68 to 1579 and encodes 503 amino acids. The transcript is spliced from 2 exons. Gene Ontology annotation, cellular component: Cul4-RING E3 ubiquitin ligase complex. The record is from RefSeq and is a predicted model, not a curated record. Gene Ontology annotation, biological process: protein ubiquitination. NCBI's taxonomy places the organism in Eukaryota, Metazoa, Porifera, Homoscleromorpha, Homosclerophorida, Plakinidae.